GGGUCCCUCUCUGGGUGUGGCCCCGGGGCCUGUCGAUUUUCCCGCCCCGCUGACUCUGUCUCUGUUUGCUUCCAGGGUCCCCCGGUGUCCCCGGUGCCUCCCCCCCUCCCGGCCCGGGCCAAUGGGCCACCCGUUAGCCACAGACUCGGAGCGAUGGACCCCGUGAGGACCGGUAUAGGGGGUCCCCCCCGCCCCGCGCCGGGGGCCCCGGGCCAAGACGACGGUCCCCCGCACGCCGCCGGGGGCGGGGCUUGCCCCGUGUGCAGGGCCGGGGGCAGGCGGAGCGUCCUGAGGAGCUACCGGAUCAGCUUCCGGGAGGCCGUGGUGCUGUGUGAGGACCCCCAGUGCAUCUACCCCCUGGGCUCCCGGGCCCUGGCCAGCCUCCUCUCCCCGGGUUCGGAUCCCGCCCGCCGCCCGGAGAGACCCCGCAAGAGGAGGAGGAGGAGCAGCGGGCAGGCCGCGCCGGGCCACCACCAUGGCGACCACCAUGGCGACCACCAUGGCGACCACCACGGCCACCCGGCCCGGUCGCAGGGGGAGGCCCGGGGGCCCGGGGGGACCCCCAGAGAGACCCCGCCACCCCCCGGGCGCCCCCCCCAUCGGGGGACAGCGGGGCCCUGGGCUGGCUGCGCUGCCUCCUGGCCGUCCUGGCGCGCCUGGCCACGCCCCGGAGGGCCUUGGCCCACGCCCCCCCGCCGCUGUCCCCUCGCCAGGCUGCUGCGGGGCCCAGGUCAGUGGAUGAUGAUGGAUGAUGAUGAUGGAUGGGUGGAAGGAUGGAUGGAUAGAUCGGUGGAUGGACGGACGGACGGACGCAUGAACAAAGCAAUAGCGAAGCUCACGGCACGGUGCUCCCACGGUGUCUGCGAAGCUCAGUCCUGGUCUGGCAGAUCCAGGGUCCUCCGGGACCCUUGUAACACUGGCCACAGCCCGGCGAAGCCGGUGGCGACCCGGGGCCGGAAGUUGGCGCGGGGGGUGGACGCCUGCCUGCGCGAAGCGGGGGAGGAGAUCUUCGCCAAGCUGCGGCCGGAGCCGGGGGCCACCUCAGGCGAGAUGGACAGCCCCGCGUUGGCCCUGGCUGCGCUCCUGCGGCUGGCCCCCGACGCCGAGAGCCUCUUCACCUUCUCCUUCUCCUGGCACUUCCGGUGUGCCCGCUGCGGGCACCAGGAGCGCAGCAGGUGUCGCCAGAGCCUGGUCACCUUCCCCACGGUCUCCCCGGACUGGCACCCGCUCAACGCCGCCCACCUGAGGCCCUGUGACCGCUGCGGCAGCCAGGGCCAGCCCCGGAGGAUGGUGCUGGAGAGGCCGUCGCCCCUGCUGGCGCUGCACUUCCCGGAGGGGCUGCCCAGCCCGGACCUGCCCCGCUACGGCUUCCGGCUGCCGAGCGGCCCGCUACCCGCGUCACCGCCCUGGUGCAGCGCCGGGACCCCCGGCCGCCUGGUCAGCUGGACGGCGGCGCCCGACGGCUCCUGGCUGGAGAGCGGCGGCCUGGGCUGCGGCCGUGCCCGGAAGCGCCCCGCGUGCCCGGCGCCGCCCGCCCAGAUGCGGCUCGUGCUCUGGGAGAGGCAGCCGGGGGCCACCACCCCCGGGGACCGUCACCCCAGAGACCGUCACCCCGGGGACCGCCACCCCGGGGACCGCCAUCCCAGAGACCGUCACCCCCGGGGACCGUCAUCCCAGAGACCGUCACCCCGGGGACCGUCACCCCAGAGACCGUCACCCCCGGGGACCGUCACCCCCAGAGACCGUCACCCCGGGGGACCGUCACCCCGGGGACCGCCAUCCCGGGGGCCGCCACCCCCGGGGACCGUCACCCCAGAGACCGUCACCCCAGAGACCGUCACCCCGGGGACCGUCAUCCCAGAGACCGUCACCCCCGGAGACCGCCACCCCGGGGACCGUCACCCCAGAGACCGUCACCCCAGAGACCGUCACCCCAGAGACCGUCCACCCCGGGGACCGCCACCCCCAGAGACCGCCACCCCAGAGACCGUCACCCCAGAGACCGCCACCCCCAGAGACCGUCACCCCAGAGACCGUCAUCCCGGGGACCGUCAUCCCGGGGACCGCCACCCCCAGAGACCGCCACCCCAGAGACCGUCACCCCAGAGACCGCCACCCCCAGAGACCGUCACCCCCAGAGACCGUCACCCCAGAGACCGUCACCCCCGGGGACCGCCACCCCAGAGACCGUCACCCCCGGGGACCGUCACCCCCGGGGACCGUCAUCCCGGGGGACGCCAUCUCGGAGACCAUCACCAUCACCCCGGGGGACAGGCCAGCCGCGGGGGACAGGACAGUUGCUGGUGA
Meriones unguiculatus (Mongolian gerbil) is the source of this 2307-nucleotide messenger RNA. RefSeq names its product SH3 and multiple ankyrin repeat domains protein 1-like. The record is from RefSeq and is a predicted model, not a curated record. The coding region runs from base 154 to 2307 and encodes 717 amino acids. The transcript has 9 exons. Gene Ontology annotation, biological process: protein desumoylation; Cajal body organization. Gene Ontology annotation, molecular function: SUMO binding. Gene Ontology annotation, cellular component: Cajal body. Lineage: Eukaryota; Metazoa; Chordata; Mammalia; Rodentia; Muridae.